GGGCUUGGCGAUGUCAGGGCUCAGGAAAGCUCCUAGAGUUGUAUCUCGGAGCCGGAGAGAAAGAGUUCCUGAGUUGUGUAUCGCGGAGGAACUUUGAUUAUAAACCCUGUUAGUGUUGAGAUCUUCGCUAGACCUUUAUUAUAAUAAACAAUGGAGGACAGCAGCUCAGACGGGAAAGCGGUGAAAUAUUAUCGCUUGUCUGAGGUGGAGGAACACAACUCGUUCAAAAGUACAUGGAUUAUCAUCAACCACAAAGUGUACGAUGUGACAAAGUUUCUGGAAGAGCACCCCGGAGGAGAGGAGGUGUUACGAGAGCAGGCUGGAGGAGACGCCACAGAGAGCUUUGAGGACGUGGGUCACUCCACAGAUGCCCGAGAAAUGUCCAAGAUCAUGAUGAUAGGAGAACUGCAUCCGGAUGACCGACAUAAAAUUGCCAAACCUCCGGAAUCACUGGUGACCACAGUUCAUGAACCCACAAGCUGGUGGACCAACUGGUUGAUACCUCUCCUCGCCGCUGUGAUCGUCACACUGAUGUACCGUAUAUAUACAGCUGAAGACGCAUGACCGGUGCUCUCUCUCUCUCUCUCUCACUCUCACACACACUUUAAGUGGACUGUCGGUGUUCGCGGUCACCGCCGUACCUAACUUCCUCAGCACGCAUCCUGAACACCGAACUCCGACACACACGACGUAACACAUUUCAGGUGGUUUUUUAAAAUUCACCAGCUGUCACAGCUCUAAUUAAUGAAGGCUGAUAUUUUUUCAUAUUCAGAUAAUAAUAAAAUGUCAAAGUAUUCACGAAUUGAUCAUAGACACGUGUUCAAAACAUUUGUGUAAAUAUAAUUAUGGAAUACGCUCACGUAUAAUAAAACUCAAUAGGGGGGCAGUAGCUGUAUAACUGUUAAUACAUGUAUAAUAAAUAACGUAAUUAUAUGUAGAAACCUGCUUUGGAAAUUCUUUAAAGCACACAGGACCUAUAGACACCCGAGGCAUUACAUUAUUAUUGAUUUUUUUAAUGGUUUUUAACACCAUUCUGGUCCUUGAAGACAAUUUUUCUUCCUGACUUUAUAUCCCAAUUAUAAGAUUUCACACUGGAUUACAUCACCAAAGUUUUUAUUUUUUAAUAAAUAAAUAUAAUGCUGCUGCUGUCAUAUCCUGUUGUACAGGGAUCACCACUAGUUUAGGACUAGAUUCCCACUCUAACAUAUUUUAGUGCUUUCCCCGCUCCCAAUCCACCUGAUUCAUCUAAUCAGCUAAUUAUUAAUUAACUGAUUGAUUGAUUAAUUAAUAGCCCUUACAGUUUAUGUGUAUUAGAGAAAAUGUGCAUGAUAAUGGGGUUACUCAGGUCCAGGGUUGGGAAAAGAAGGGAACAGUCGGUAAACAUAGCCAACGAUUUAAUGCACACACACACACACACGAUCCUAGUCAACCCACAUCCUACAUAUUUUUUAAUACUCUAACAUUUCUGGACUUUAUUAAGGACCACUUGGGUACUAACGAAUACAAACGGUGCUAAAGCAUUCCAUUUUAUACAACUAGAUGUAAGUACUGUCUAUGCGUCAUGUGAAACAUAUCACUGUUCAUAUAUUUUGUUAAUCCCUAUGUAGUCAUAUUAAUUAUUCAUUUUCUUUCCUUACCCUGACAGACCCGAAACGUACAAUUUAUUUCCACAUUUUGUUUCGUCUCUUGUACACUUUCACACACACACACAACGUGCAGGGUACACUGUUCAGGGCCAGUUCUGACACAUACACACACACACACACUCACAGGCUGAAGGAAAAUGAAGGUUGUUCACGUUACAGGAGAAGAGCUGUAUGUAAGCUUCCAUGUGACUGAUCCACUCAGGAAUAACAUUACGUCAAAAAAUAAUCUUGGAAUUAAAUCCUUUCCUGUUGCAGCAGGGGGAUUACAAAUUGAGUUUAUGUGUAAAAGAGCCAAUUGUCUAUGAGUUUUUGUCCUUGUUCAUCCUUUAAUUGCAUUAAAGAACUAAUUAAGUGGGA
Messenger RNA from Hemibagrus wyckioides, 2003 nucleotides. It is a transcript of the gene cyb5a, whose product is annotated as cytochrome b5. The coding region runs from base 151 to 564 and encodes 137 amino acids. Gene Ontology annotation, cellular component: membrane; intracellular membrane-bounded organelle. Lineage: Eukaryota; Metazoa; Chordata; Actinopteri; Siluriformes; Bagridae. The transcript has 5 exons. The record is from RefSeq and is a predicted model, not a curated record. Gene Ontology annotation, molecular function: heme binding.